Messenger RNA from Aethina tumida (small hive beetle), 1761 nucleotides. Its product is annotated as facilitated trehalose transporter Tret1-like. Gene Ontology annotation, cellular component: membrane. NCBI's taxonomy places the organism in Eukaryota, Metazoa, Arthropoda, Insecta, Coleoptera, Nitidulidae. The coding region runs from base 380 to 1744 and encodes 454 amino acids. Gene Ontology annotation, biological process: transmembrane transport. Gene Ontology annotation, molecular function: transmembrane transporter activity. The record is from RefSeq and is a predicted model, not a curated record. The transcript is spliced from 2 exons.
UUUAUGUAGAAGAAGUGGAUUUAGAAAAUCAUUAUUAAUAUCUCAACAAGAUUUGAUGUAGUGGUUUCACUUAAUAAUCAAAUUUGCAUAGAUUAAAUUAUCUUAUUACGUAAAUCCAAACUAAUUUGAUUUUUUAGUGUUCGGCUACAUUUAAUCAAACUUGAAUGAAAAUGGCUUAACCUUAAACAAGGGCACAUCUACUCCUAAAUCUCUAUCCCGUACUGGAUUCACUUCUGCCGCACUAUACAAUUUAUCGAGAUAAGAAGCGCAAUUACUUGAAAUUACUAUAAAAUGUGGAGAUCCUGUUCAUUGUAUCAAUUUGAUUUCGACGAUAGAAAAAGAGGAACGUGAAGUGAUAUUCUUUGAGACAAUCAACAAAAUGAAGUCAAUAGUCAAAUCGAAGUAUAUUUAUCUUGUCGUAUUUACAGUUAAUAUUGUCGCAUUCUCCACUGGCUCCUUGAUGUCCAGCACAUCCUCCCAAAUUUCCAAACUGAGUGACAUUGAAAAUAGCCCUUUGGGUAGAGUCAUCACCAGUACCGAAGAAAGUUUGAUUGGCUCCCUGUAUGCAAUCGGCGGAAUGUUUGGACCCGUACUGUUGGCGUUACUCUCGUCAAAAUUUGGAAAACGCUGCUCUGUCAUAGCGUUGGCCGUGCCUUUUGCGUUUGCUACGCUGACUUACGCCUUUGCGGAGACUAUUUAUUUGUUUUAUAUAGCAAGAAUUGUUGGUGGUAUUGGUAUUGCCUCUACAUAUUCCAUACUUAUAUUGUAUUUGGCGGAGGUAUCAGAUAAACAUAACAGAGGAUUGUGCUCCACAUCUUUUGUAAUAUUUCUUAACUUGGGUAUGGUGUUUGCCUACUGCGUAUCACCAUACACGUCACUGAAGGUUUACAACUUGACUGCGUCUGUGUUUCCUGUAGUAUUUGCAGUUGCGUCUUUUCUCAUAAUUCCGGAAUCUCCUUUCGAUUUAGUGGCCAACGGUAGAAACGAGGAAGCAAAAGAAGUUCUUGUAAAGCUUCGGGGGACAGAUGCGAAUAUAAAGGAGGAGAUACAAGUAAUUAGUGAUACCAUUGCAAAAAACAGUGAAAAAGCUUCUAUUAAAGAUAUGAUCAGUUCGAAAGCGGUGAGAUCAGCAUUUGUUAUUUCAAUAUUGUUGAUGAUUAGUCAACAAUUCUCUGGAUUUUCUGUUAUUUUGGUUUAUACGGAACAAAUAUUUGAGGAAACAAAUGGUAGUUUAACACCUGUACAAUCUUCAAUUGUAAUUGGAGUGGUAGGAUUAUUAUUUUCACCAGUCGCUCCACUGUUCAGUGACAGAUUUGGUAGACGAAUUUUGCUAUUAUCAUCUAUAUGUGGAUGUUUUCUAAUGCUGGUCAGUAUUGGAGUGUAUUUUUGCCUAAAAGAGACUGGCAUUAACGUAGAUGCCAUAUCUUGGUUGCCUAUAGUGUGCGUCGUUUUGUUUAUAUUUUUUAAAAAUUUUGGACUUAUGCCAUUAGUUUGGCCAAUAGUUACUGAGCUACUGCCACAAAAUGUGAAGUCACAAGGUGCUGGCAUACUGAAUAUGCUAUCAAAUGUAUCAAGUUUCGUUGUUACGUUCCUGUUUCCUAUAAUGCAGGAAUCAAUGGGAUUAGCAGCAAUUUUUUGGUUCUAUGGGGCAAUUAUAAUGGUGACCGGCAUCUACUAUUAUUUUAAAUUACCUGAAACUAAAGGAAAGAGCAUGCAGGAAAUUCAAGAUAUUCUUUCGUCAUAGAAGAUACAACAAUUGUG